CCGGUCAACUCUUUCAAGACACCACUAACACAUAAGAACAUCUGGGAAAUUGCCAGUGGUUUUUUAUUUCCUGAUCUGAAGAAUAUAUUGCAAGAUAUAACAAAAUGUUAUUCGACACGUCUGUUCUCGACCGUGUUAAGAAAAGACUUAAUGGAAGUGCUGUGGGCGAAGAUGUGCCGGACACACAGAUCAUUCCUGUUUUUGAAACGUCUAUUUUAUUUGGGAAUGCCAGCACACAAGAGAUUCCUGCAAAAAAUGAGGGCACUAAGAAAGUCUCGGAGGGAUUAGAUGUGCCUCGUGCGAUCAGGCUCCCUCAAUUGUCAUUGGAUGAAUCCGAGUUUAACAAACUCACACAAGUUAUACAACGCGAUUUUCAGACCCAGGAUGAAAUGAUGGGAUCGACUCAAAUCAUUCCUGAACAGACGCAAGCUAAUCACCAGGAUGCAAGCGUCGAGAUAGAACAGACCUCUGAUAAGGAGGAUCAAAAUGCAAUUCUAGCUGCUGAGUUGACUCAUGUUUCUCUCACAGACGAAGAGAAUGACUUGCAUGAAGAAGCAGAUACAUCACGCGAUUCUUCGAUUCAAAAAACUGUCACGACUAAAGCGGAGCUUCAGCAUAUUGAGCAGGGACUAAGUGAACAGAAAAGACUCAAGAACAUUCAGCCCCAAUUUGAAGGAAAAUCAUUUGAUCCGACAAAACAAUUGCUCGAUGCUUUUGAAAGUGACUCAGAUGUCGAAGAAGAGGUGAAUAGUGAACAUGGUGUUCACCUGAGCCCCGUAACAUCUCCAAUAAAAAUUAAAGAUGGGAAGCUAGAACACAAGGAGGUCGCUUCGGACUCUGAUUUCGAGAUUGACGUCUUGGACCUAAUAUCAAAUACCAGCAAAAAGCCGCCACAGAAGAAGAAGCUAUCCCCCAUUGAAGAAUACGCUGAGAAGUUAAAAAAACAAUUGAACUCAUCUCCAACAAGCUCUCACACUGACAUGAUUGCACUCGACGACUCUGAUUCCGAUGGCGAUUUCGAUGGAACGAAAGACUCUCCAAUUCCACAAUUGAGCAAGGAGCAGGCCUUCGUCAUUAGACAAAAAUUCUCAAGGCAGCAAUCAAAAGCGAGUGCCAAUCAUUCCAAAUUUCAUCCAGAGUCUUCGAGGAAACAAGCAAACUCUCUUUUUAAUGAAUUGAGACGUGCAAAUGCCAAACAAAUUUUAGACUUGAAGGAAGGAAAUCCUGACUCGGAGCUCAUGGAAGAAAUCGAGAAGGAAGAGGAAGAGAUGGGAAAUUUGCUUGAGCGAGAGAUGGAGCGAGUUAGAAGAAUUCGAAAAAAAGAAAAGCUCUUGGAAAAGACUCAAAAAGCAUUACUCGAUGAUGAAAGCGACGAAGAUUAUGACGACAAAAAAGCAGAGUAUCAGAUUGAUCAAGAAAGCGAAGUGCCAGAUAGUGACGUAGACUCUGAAGUCUAUGAGUCUGAUGACGAAGAAGAUGUGGCCGACUCUGAGGACGAAAUGGAAGUCCCAGAAAAACGGACAAACAGAGCUCGCAGAAUUAUCUCCAGUGACGAAGAUGAAGAAACAAAUGAAUGCAAUCUUUUCAUGUCGCAGAAGCCUAAUCUACCAUCUCGCACCGAAGAAAGAACUGAUGACAGUUACAUGUUUGGAGGCCAGACAAGGGAACCUGGCGACAACGACAGCGACGGUCCCAUUAUGCAGAUUCACAGCGAUAUGACCCGCCCUGGAUCCCCAGUUGACAGUGAAAUUGACCAAAAUAUCGGAAAUCUCCGAAGCGAGCUGCACAAGUUGUUUUCAAAUCUCCCGCCCCCUACGGCAAAACAGGAAUCAUCCGUAAUAGAGCCGGCUGAAGUCUUACAAUAUGGACAUGUUUCUUUUCGGGACAAUUUGUCAACUCAAAUAGCUGGAGACGACAACUCUUUUGUGCUGACACAAGUUGAUGGGACUUCUUCCCAGGCGACGUCGACUCAGCAUAAAAAGAUUCUCCAUACUCAAGAAGAUUCAUUUUUAGGGGAGGAAGAUGACGAUAUCCAUCUAGCUCUAGAUAGAGGGCGGACUGCAAUUCGUGCAAAUGCUCAACAAGCAAACCUCUCGGACGUUCGGCCUGCUCCAAGUAGUGACGAGGAAGCUGAAGAGGUUUCAGAACAACUACUCCAAGAACGACUCGCAAUGUACGAAGCUAAAAUUCGAAGAAAGGAACUCAAGGCUAGAAAAUUGCGAAAAGAAAUGGAAAGAAAAGGCAUGAAAGGAAUUGUUGAGGGUGAGGCUGAGGAGUCUGAUGACGAGUGGAAAGGAAUUGGGGGUAAUGAUAAAGAAGAUUCUGACCAAGCUGACUCGGAAGACGAGAGAAUGAUUGAUAACACUUUGAACAUUGACCUCAAUGACGAAGAGGUGAGGAAAAAGUUUAUGGAGCAAUAUCAAAUCAAAGAUAGAAACGAGUUGGAAAAAUUGAUGGAUGAUAUUAAGAAUCAUCGCCUCACUAAGCGUUCUCGAUCCAACAGAUUAGAUAUCGAAUUAAGCGAUGAAGAAGAUGAAAUUUUGAUGGCCUAUCGCAGACAAAAACUCGAGGAGCAAAAACAAAGGCUUUUGGAGAACCAGAAAAUGAUGCAAAGCUCAAGAAGUGAUAAGACCAAAGCUUUCUUUGACAGUAUUCAAGAAGAACCCAACUACGCAAUCUUGCCUGAGAGUGAAACGUCUGAUGAUGAGUUAGCAGGGGUGGAGAAACUUUCAAACUCGCCUUCUUGUCGGCAGUCUGAUGCAGACGAAGGACCGAAAAAAUCCAUAAUUUUGGAAGAGUCUUUUGUUCAGAAGCAGUUGUCAUUCCUUUCCAAAACAGAGGAAGAUGACUAUGUUGCAAUUCAAUUGGCAUCAGAUCGACAGCACGGUGUGGAUGACGAUGUUGAAGAUGUCUCGGCGCUCAAAAAAAGAUGCUUGAGUAAUCUUUACUCGAGGCCUGCGAGCGUUGGAAGUUUCACCGAGUCACGGAAGCGACCUCAGGAGGAAGUCCAAACUGACGAGGAUGAAGAUGAUCUGUCGCGUGUGUUCAAAAAGCCUUCUAUGGUUAGCUCUUUCAGAACUUACCGAGAGAAGAGCGCAGCUCAGGUCUCGACCAACUCUUUUAGUGGAGUGACUGUCAACAAGCAUUUCAAAGCUGCAUCAGCAUCGAAGUCAUCUAUAACAUACAUGUCCAAACAAAGCAAAGCGAGGCAAGUGGCAACAUCCUCUUUCAAGAGUUCCAAAGCAAUAGAGAUCGAGGAGCGUGUGGACAGGGCCAAGUUGGAAAGCGGUUUCCUUGGGGGUAAAUACAACUUCUCUUAAUCCUUGUGCUUUUUUAUUAAUAUUAGAUCAUUCAAAUGCAUUAAAAUAUAAUACGCAACA
This is a messenger RNA of Metschnikowia bicuspidata var. bicuspidata NRRL YB-4993, 3380 nucleotides long. It is a transcript of the gene GIN1, whose product is annotated as chromatin-modulating protein. The record is from RefSeq and is a predicted model, not a curated record. The coding region runs from base 105 to 3320 and encodes 1071 amino acids. The transcript has a single exon. Lineage: Eukaryota; Fungi; Ascomycota; Pichiomycetes; Serinales; Metschnikowiaceae. Gene Ontology annotation, molecular function: anaphase-promoting complex binding. Gene Ontology annotation, biological process: mitotic G2 DNA damage checkpoint signaling; mitotic DNA replication checkpoint signaling; activation of protein kinase activity.